AUGGAGCUGCCCUGCGCCUUCUUCCUCCUGUGGCUUGGCCUGGUGGGCAGCCUGGCUCAGAGUGACCCCAGCCUCAAGGGAGAGGAAUCUUACUCGGACUGGGGCCUGCGACACCUGCGGGGCAGCUUCGAGUCCGUCAACAGCUAUGUUGAUUCCUUCAUGGAGCUUCUGGGAGGCAAGAACGGGGUCUGUCAGUACCGGUGCCGAUAUGGAAAGGCGCCGAUGCCCAGACCUGGCUACAAACCUCAGGAGCCAAAUGGUUGCGGUUCCUAUUUCCUGGGUAUCAAGGUACCAGGAAGUAUGGACUUAGGCAUUCCAGCAAUGACCAAGUGUUGUAACCAGCUGGACGUCUGCUAUGACACCUGUGGUGCCAACAAAUACCGCUGCGAUGCAAAAUUCCGAUGGUGUCUUCACUCCAUCUGCUCCGACCUCAAGCGGAGCCUUGGCUUUGUCUCCAACGUGGAAGCAGCCUGUGAUUCUCUGGCUGACACUGUGUUCAACACCGUGUGGACCCUGGGUUGCCGGCCUUUUAUGAACAGUCAGCGGGCAGCUUGCAUCUGUGCAGAGGAGGAGAAAGAAGAGUUGUGAAGAUGAGAUUCUUCCAGGCUUUGAGUGGCACCACACGGCUGUUUCAGAGAUGGCGGUGUGAUAGAAGUACCGUCCUUUCUUCCAACCCUUGGAGACUAUGAGCUGGAGAAGGGAGGCGGCAGGCCUUGUCCUUUGAGGAAGGUUAAGAAAAAGAUAUGCAGAGACUGAAGACUGUCCACUCUAACACUGGUCUCCCAGCCAAGACACGUGUGCCUGGAAAUUCAGUUCUUAGGUGAAAGAUAACAGCAAGCACAUCCCGCCGUCCCUAGAUCCGAACACGAUAGUCACAAGCGAAAUCUGGGGGAGCCCAAACACUUGUGAGACAAUGACUUUCCUCUGGCCCAUGUUUCAGUUGCCAGUUAGUACCUCACAUUUAAUAAAGUGUACUUUUUAGAAAA
Molecule: messenger RNA, 986 nt
Organism: Mesocricetus auratus (golden hamster)
Lineage: Eukaryota; Metazoa; Chordata; Mammalia; Rodentia; Cricetidae
Gene: Pla2g12b
Product: phospholipase A2 group XIIB
Exons: 4
Coding region: 1-588 (195 amino acids)
Biological process (GO): lipid catabolic process; phospholipid metabolic process; cholesterol homeostasis
Cellular component (GO): extracellular region
Molecular function (GO): A2-type glycerophospholipase activity; calcium ion binding
Source: RefSeq, a predicted model, not a curated record